This is a messenger RNA of Paramecium tetraurelia, 735 nucleotides long. RefSeq lists its product as uncharacterized. NCBI's taxonomy places the organism in Eukaryota, Ciliophora, Oligohymenophorea, Peniculida, Parameciidae. The record is from RefSeq and is a predicted model, not a curated record. The transcript is spliced from 3 exons.
AUGAUUUUAUCAAAAUAAAAUUAUGACGGAAAAAGAAUAGACACUAAUAGAAAAUUGAGAGAAGAGGAAAAAAAUAAAAAUUAAUUCAAUAGCAAUUUUUAUUAGAAUAAAGAAAAAAGGAGUUACAGCUAUAAAAAUAAAAAGAAGAUGAAGAAUAGAUAAUUAAUUUGUAAAAAGUAACGAGAAGAAAAAUCUCUAUAAAUAUAGAAUAGAGAAGCAACAAAAUAAAAUCUGAGAAAUCAGAAUUAUCUCAUUUUGAAUCAUUAGAACUAUUAAUUGAUGAAAAAAACAAGAAACAUUAAAGAUAGAGAACGAUAUUAUCAACAAUGCAAUAAAUUGAUUAUCUAUGGAAGGGCAGAUUAGAAAAGAGAAAGAGAAAUGUAUAAAUUAAUUGUUGAAUAAUAAAUGAAAGCAUGGCAACAAAUAAAAGAAAAGAGAAAAAAGACAAAAGAGUUCCAAUAAUUAAUAUAUAAGGAAUAAACUUAAAAUGGAUCGCAAAAGAAUUUAAAAUAAGAGGAUUCAUACAGAAAUGUACCUUAAUUUUACAAUAUUAAAUAGUUUUAUCAGAGAUUGUCAGAAAGAUAAAAUGCUUUGUAAGAUAUCUAUCGAUAAAAGGUUGAUAAUCCAAAGCUAUAGCUUGAUUAUAUUUUUGAUUAGUAACUAAAGGAAAGGUAAAACAAAAAGAUUAUGAAUACAUAACAAAAAGAUAGCUUUAGCAAAAGUAGAAGGAAAUGA